Molecule: messenger RNA, 1341 nt
Organism: Closterium sp. Naga37s-1
Lineage: Eukaryota; Viridiplantae; Streptophyta; Zygnematophyceae; Desmidiales; Closteriaceae
Source: the annotation of a GenBank genome assembly
AUGCUCGUCUCGCUCUGCUCUGUGUCGCACUCGCCUCUCCUCCGCACGCUUGGACUCUCUCGGGCAUCCCAGCGCACCGCUCUCGCACACUCCCAUUACCCCACCUCACAGCCCCUCCAUCUCCGCCGUUCCUCCCCUGCGCCCUUCCGCCCGCUGCUUCCGCGCAAGUCGCCAUCGCUUUUGCCUCUUCGCAGACAUUCCCCCGCCAUGCAAGUCGUACAGUCGCAGGCGGGCGAUGCGACGGUCGUCGUCAGGCCGUCGCUUCCGUCGCUGCAGGAGUUCCUCAUGAAAUCCAUGGCGGCGCCCGCCGGCGACGACGGCAGCGCGAAGGGCGCGAGCGAGGGAGGAGUCGACAGCGAUCUGGUGCUGCUGCUGCUGACGCUGCACGACGCGAUGAAGCGCAUCGCCGUCACCGUGAGCCGGCUCAACAUCGAGACCGCCAUGGGAGCGAGGUUGAGCGGCGUGAGCGGCAGCAAGAACGAGUCGGGCGACGCGCAGAAGCCGCUCGACAUUGUGUCGAACGACAUCAUCAAGGCGACGCUGGCGGCAUCGCGGCUGGUCUCAGUGGCAGCAUCAGAGGAGGACAACGAGGUGGUGGAGCUCACAGCAGGCGCGCCGUACGCUGCCGUGUUCGACCCACUGGACGGCAGCAGGAACAUCGACGCUGGCAUCCCCACCGGCACCAUCUGGGGCCUCUACCGCUCCCCACCUUCUGCUGCCUCUCCUUCUGCUGCUGCUGCUGCUGACGCUCCUGCUUCCUCUGCGGGUGCUGCGGUGCUGCAGCCGGGGCGGGAGCUGGUGGCGAGCGGGUAUGUGCUGUACUCGUCUGCGGUGGUGGCGGUGCUGACGGUGGGGCAAGGCACGCAUGCGUUCACGCUGGAUGAGAGCACGGGCGAGUGGCUGCUCACUGCCCGCGACAUGCGCAUCCCCCCUCGAGGCCAAAUCUACUCAGUGAACGACGCGCGCUACUUUGACUGGCCAGCCGGGCUGCGGCAAUACAUCGAUGCCAUCCGGCAGGGCAAGGGGCAGUCAGGCAAAAAGUACUCAGCGCGCUACAUCUGCUCGCUCGUAGGCGACUUCCACCGCACACUGCUCUACGGCGGCGUUGCCAUGAACCCCCGCUCGCACCUGCGCCUGCUGUACGAAGCCAACCCACUCGCCUUCCUCGCGGAGCAGGCUGGCGGGAAGGGCAGCGAUGGCGUGAGGAGGAUUCUGGAUAUCGAGCCGUCGGGGAAGCUGCACGAGCGCCUGCCUCUGUUCCUGGGCAGUCCCGAGGAUAUUGAUGAGCUGGUGGGGUAUGGGGACGUGCAGCAGGUGGUUAACCCGGGGUACGAGGUCUGA